UGGUUGUUGAGGUUUUGAAUCUUUAACUCUCUAAGUUUAGCAGCUAUCGUGCUUCUGCUAAAUUAUGUUAUUAUGGACAGCAAUUCUGCCUUUUAUCUCUUGUGAAUAAGUGUUCCUACAGUACAAAGGUAUCCUGCUUGAACUGCCGAGAUGAAGUGUUUGAAAGUGGACGAAUACAUCAAGCGGACUGCUUCUGUGACGGAAACGGAGCUUUUACUUCAAGAACUAGAGAGUUAUGUGAAGAGGCGACCAGACCUUCAAGGACGCUCACUUCGCACACUGUGUGACAGGGUCAUCAGAGCUUGUAACCAUCAACUUGGAGUUGGAUCCCCUGAUUUUGACCAUGUCAGUCAGUUGGUGCAGCUGGUGGAGCUUUCCCUACAUGGCUAUGAUAUUUCUGCAUCACUUGCUGCUCAGAGCAGUCCUCUGUACAUGGAAAAGAUCAUUUUCCAUAUUCUCAAGAAGCUAAGCUCCAUAGAAGCCCACAGUCUUUGCAGCCAUGUUGCUAGGUUGCUUUACAGUAGGCUUAACCAAGACCAACAGGCUGAGGACUACUGUGUUCUUGUGCGGAGCUGCUUCUCAGUACUCUGGAAUGGACUAUCUGCCACCAAAGGCAGGAAAAAUGUGACUCCCCGUGACAAACUCCAUUACCAGAUGCAAGCUCUUAGCUUCCUUCUGUUGUUGGACACAGAAAAUGCAGCUCCCUCUAUCUCCAAAGCUCCCAUAUACACAGAGGAUGCCAUCACUGAAUUUGAGAGUUGCUGUGGAGCGAUAACCAAGGACGGUGCUGCUCUUCUCCUCCAGGAAAUGCAUACACUUUUCAGUAGAUGCUGGACUGGUGGUCGUGUCUGUGAGGAGGAUGGGCCCAAGCAGUCCACUGACACAUCAGGUUUAUAUGUGCUUUCGGAAAUGGUGCUGAUUAUGGUGAAGGUGCUUUGCAAGGCCGGCCACUAUGAUCUGGCCUCCACCUUCUUGAAUGAAAUUGAGAGCAAGAUCAGGGACUGUGGUGACCGUCAGUGUAUAGCCGUGGUGCUCGGCAAAUGGGCAGUAAAAAUUCAUUCUACAAUGAAGGCUGGUGGGGAGAGUGGCCAGGCUUUGACAGAGUGUGCCAGGGCCCUGAGGUCUCUUUCAGCUGACCUGGGGGUCCAAGAAGCUCACUCAGUUGUUGAAGGUUGUGGAUUGGUGGUGUGGGCUGUUGAAAGUGGCCACAGCAAGGGAUUAAGCGGACCCGUGCUCCUGGCUUGGUUCUCUUUUCUUGAGGAGCAACAAGAACGAAUAUUCAAGAUGAUAAAGACGAAUUCAACAUGCCAGACUGAGUGCAGCAGACUGCAACAGGUCCUUUGCUUCAGUAUUUACCAAGGUUUCGUAUUUGCUUAUGAGAGCAUGCUCGUAUCACAGCUGGAGGACAGUGACACGCUGGACAGAGUGCUGCUGUACUGCCAGGCCACAGCUGGACUCAUGAUGACUGAACUGCGCAAACUGUCAAGUGAAAACCUUCUCAACAAAGCAGUGAUUGCUGUGAGCAACUUAGCGUGCGGAUUGUACAACCGGCAUCUGUAUGACCAGGCCUUCACGCUAGUUGAGAUUCUCUGCAGGGAUCUAUGUAAGAACUGCCCUGUCUCACUCUCUGUCGAUAGGUUGAGCCGGCCCUUCAUGUUGGCCGUGCAGACAUCACGGCGGGCUGGACAACUGGAGCGAGCGCUGGACUGGGUGAUUGUGUGGUUGAAGGCUCUGGGGGACAAAAUCACUACUCAUAUGGCUGAACCAGUCUCGCUGUGGGUGAAAACGAAGGCUGACGCAGCCCGUAACUCUGAGGAGGACAUUCGUCUCAGGACAUUACAUGAUGGUUUUGGUUUGGACGUCCCUGAUGAGAAAGUAAUGCUCUGCCUCUUGGAAGAAGAGCUGCGUGCCUAUAAGGAGGUGGCAGGGGACACUGCCCAGGAGCGUUACAACACUCUCUGUGAUCUGUUAGACAUCUGCCACGAAGAGAGCUCCCAAACCCAUCUACGUGCUGUCUACCUCUGUGAGAUGGCCCAGAUUGUGUGUUACCAGGAUUUCAGUGAACAGACUGACUGCACAGCAGUUGAUUUUACCCAAGAAGCUUUACGACUACUUGAAGGAGAACCAGAGACUCCAGAGAAUGCAGACAGACUGAAGGAUGACAAGGCCCAUGCUUUACUUUGGCUCUAUAUCUGCACUCUGGAAAAGAAUCUUCAAGAGGCCAUUGAAAGAGAUAAAAAACAGCAAGAGUUGCGGGAACAAUCACGGAGUGUGGCCAAUCACAUAGGAACCAAUGAUUUUGAUUAUGAAGACAAGCACAAGACACAAGACAGCAUCCUGGUCUAUGAAGGCCUGCAUUUCAGCCUGGCUGAAGAGAACAAGUUGUGCCAGCCUUUGGAAAGAGCACUGGCCAAGUGGUCUGCUCUUCUGCAGAGUCCAGUCCUGCCUUCUGUCAGAAACCCCAAACAGACCUGUAGCUCCAUUGCUGUGACGGCAGCUCUCUUCAAACUUAUGGGAAAGCCUCUAAAGGCUUUGGAAGCUUACCAACUUACAAUUAGACUUUCACGUCAACUUGCUGAUGCCCAUGGAUGUGCCAGCUCCCUCUGUCAAUCAGCCAGCAUACUUCUGGAUAUGGGCACACCUGAACUGGCUAUGGCCCAGCUAGAACAAGCAGAAACAUUUCUCAGCUCAUGUUCUUCUGCUGAGGGUCCUUCUUCUCUCUCUAUGCUGGCUGUUCUGUUGAAAGCUCAGUACUGCUACAGCACAGGACAGGUGGAUCUUGGGGUGCCUUAUCUGUGUGAGGUGCUUAAAGAAGUGAAUGAGCCGAGGCAGUCAAAGAGCUGGUACCUGCUGCGUGCUCGGACCCUCCAGACCUGCAGCUCCUAUCUGAGUUUGGACACGGCUGCGCUGCCACAAGCCCAGCGGGGCCGUAUCACACAGCAUGGUAUAAAAAGCCCAGACACUGCCCUGUAUGAGAGUCUGAAGCUACUCUGCAGCCUACUGGUCACUUUAGUGGGAAGGGGUCUAUAUGGCACUAAUAGCAGCAGCUCAGAGAUGCGCUUCAUCAACCAAGGGGAUAACCUGCUACUGAAGUGGCAGCUGCUGUCAGAGCUGUUAAACUGCUCUAUGAAGAUGGUGACUGUGAGAAGCAGCUGUGGGGCCAUGAAUGAUGCCAGGCUUCAAUGUCUAGAAGCACUCAAACUGGCCAUCAAGCUGCAAGCACUCAGCCAAUGUGCUGAGCUGCUGGUGAUGAAAGCUGAGUUGGAGCUGUUGCAGGGCGAUGGAGAGGAAAGUAGAAUUGAUUUGGACAAAGUCAGAAACCUUCUGGAGCUUUGCACAGAUUAUUCUGACCAAGUGCAGAAGGAAGAGGUGAAAAUCAAACCUAGGAAAGGUCGUCCAGCACAGAAGUCUCAGUCUCCCCUUCCUACCUUAGAGGAUGAUUUUAAGGGUAUCCUGAGCACUAGGUGGAUUGCCAAAGAACCUGUAGUGAGUGAUCUGGCCAGCUCCCCACCUCUCAAAGUCAAGCCUCGCCGCUGGCUCUCCUCCCUGGCACAUGAACCUGACUGCCAGUGCCCCUGCUGCUCUGAGCCUUGUCUGGGCCGGGCCACUGCUCGCUGGGCAGCUACACAGGCUGAUCUGAUUCUUAAGAUGAAUCCCGAAGAAGCCAGAGUCAGUUUGAAACUACAAUGGGUGACAUUAGCCCGCUGUAAGAGUGUUUCUGCCAAACUUGGGGCAAAAUUGGCUAAACUCUUCCCUCCCUGUGGUCCUGCAAAAGGCUUACCUAAACCCUCCCUGAUGCAGGAUGUGGUGGGGCGCAUGUACCUUCGCAUGGCCCUGUCUGGGCUGGAACCAAGGCAUAACAAGGUCUGUGAUAUAUGGAAAGUACUGGAGGCUGGCUUAGCAUUUGUUGAUUCCACACCCUCUCCUGCGCUAAGACCUGUGAGAGCAGGCCUGAUGGCAACCCAAGCCGUAGUGACAUUGGUUACUUUGGCUGCCAAAAAGGGCUGCACCCCAGAGGAGCUCUUCUCAAAUGUUUGGACUUGGAAUCCACCAAAAGCUGCCACAGAGCUUAAAUCAGAACAGAAAAGCGUGCCUCCCUCGUCCUUGCUCAAGAAACCUAAAGAGUCCAUUAAAAACCCGGAUAUUCCUGACAAAACAAAGGAGGCAAAGAAGGUCAGGGCUGUCAAGCCCAAAAUUCAAGUGACAAGCUCCUCAACCAAAGUAAAGGGACUGGUUCCCAUGACACCAGUGAUGGUUAAGUCAAAGCCCUCUGGUAGGGAGCUUGACUCUUUUGACUUUAACACAGUGGUGCCUACUUUAGCCUUCACUCCUGUUCAAAAGGUGAAAGCUCCUGCGUCAGUGCAGAAAGCAUCGAGGACUGCCUCUAAGUUUCAGUUUCAUGUGUAUGAAGAAUUGUCGCCAGCUCAAGACAAAGCCCGACCUGUGCCUGCUGCCCCCAGACGCACAAAGAAAUCACGUUUCAAGGUGGAGUUUAGCGAUGAGAGUGAUACAGAAGCCAAUGCCCAGGCAAAGCCCAAAGAAAAAACGGAUGUCCCUCAAAAGCGAACCACCACAAGAAAAGCUGCCCAAAACAGUAGAACUGCCCCAGAUACACCUGUGGAGAAGGUCCCCGCCAAGAGACAGGCUAGGGGUAAGAAGAGCUGUGCAGUGCCUCGGACCACCUCCUCUGAGGAUGACGAGGCUUUGGUCUGCCGGGUGGCCUCAACCAGAAGAGGAAGAACCAGAAGGGAGGUGUCCAAGGCAGAGGCCGAUUCAAUGGAGGAGCCAGACAAAAUGAGGACCAUUGAAGAGGAAACCACCAAGGUUCUGAACAUAAGCAUUGAGCAGCUGAGGACAUCAGACACUGAGGCUGAAGACAAUCAUGCUUCAAGCAAAGAUAUUGACACAGAUUUUGAGGUGUUGCGGAGGGAUAUGUGUUGCGAUUGGAAGAGUGAAGACUUGUCCGUACUGAGGAACAGAGGUCAUCAGAUAGAAGGUCUACAAACCCACCUGUCUCAUUCAGACACCAGGCCAGAAAAUCUCUCUCUGGAAGAUACUCAGUCAUUGCUCCGCUCAGCCUGGUUGGCUCUUCAGCACUUCCCCUCCCCCACCAUCUACUCGACCCUCUGUGCUCUUCUGGCUUUGACCAUGGGACAGCAGGACCCAUUCACUACAGCAAUGCUGCAUGCCCAGUCCUUGGGCAUCACAAAUCGCCACCGCACAAUCAGGCAUUUAGCCAGUUGUCUUAAGAAGCUGACAAAGACAUCCAAUGAGUUAUCGGACAAGAUGGAUACUCUGAGUCUAGAUGACCUCAGUCGGAGCAAGCCCAAGAACUCUACUGAACAGAUGUUGUUGCAGUUGGAGAACAUCUUCUCCUUCCCAACUGCUGACUCCUCUGCUUUCCCCAAGAGUCACUGCCAAGAGUUUACCCUACAAAUUCAACACCUUCCCCCAGGGGUGACGGUGUGUGUGAUGUCUGUGCUUGGAGUAAAACCUGGUGAGAUGGGUGACAGCAUCAUACUGUCUCGUCUUGAGAAGGGAUCUGCCCCGGUCACUGUUCACAUCCCCACCUCUAAACAGCAACACCCCAUUAGUUGGCUGGUGCAGGAGAUAGAUACCAUUCAGGUGGAACAGAAGGUUGUCAGCAGUGUGUCUGAGAAAGCCAAGUGGUGGGAGGGCCGCAGGGCGCUCGACUCUCGAGUUGAGCAACUGUUGAAGGAGAUGGGGGGAUUGCUGGGAUGCUGGAGGAGCUUACUUCUACCCCUUUCACUGGAUCCUGAGCUCUCCAAACAGGCCCAACACCUUUGCAAGUCUUUGUCUGCAAAGGGAGUGACAGUCAGUGAGGAGAUGGUAAAGGCUGUGUUGUCUGCUUCUCCUGUGCUCUCCCAAGAAGACCUUCAAAGAUUUGCUUUGGGAGUUUCACCACAGUGGGACAUGGAGUGUGACCAACUUCUCCAUAAAGCAGUGUCACGGCUUGCUGACAGAGACGAGCCCCACGGCCACGUGGUUCUCAUCCUGGAUAAGUACCUCCAGAAGCUGCCCUGGGAGAGCAUCUCCAUUUUAAGAUCUCGCUCUGUCAGUCGGAUGCCUUCUCUGCACUCUCUAAUUGGACUGAGCAUUCAGAAAGAGUCUGACUCUCGGUCCAUCCUGAAGCAAGGUGUGGAUAUAAAGCAGGUGUUUUAUGUGCUGGACCCUGAUGCCAAUUUAGGAAACUCUCAAGACCGAUUCAAAGACUGGUUCAGCAGGAAACUGGACUGGGAGGGUGUGUGUGGAGUUGCGCCUGACUCGGGUGAGCUGGAAGAAGCUGUUGCAACCAAGGAUCUAUACAUUUACGUGGGUCACGGUGCAGGCGCGCGAUUCCUUGACAGCCAGGUGGUCCUAAAACGGCAGAUGAGAGCAGCCUCUCUGCUCUUUGGUUGCAGCAGUGCCGCUCUGGCAGUGUGCGGGGAUCAGGAAGGACAAGGCAUCAUCCUCAGCUACCUUAUGGCAGGAUGCCCCUUCAUUUUGGGAAACCUGUGGAACGUGACAGAUCGGGAUAUUGAUCGCUUCACUCAAGCCUUGUUGGAGUCCUGGUUAUCUGCUGGUUCUGGAGCUCCCCUCCUGGACUUUAUGGGCCCAUCACGUCAGGCCACAUACCUGAAACACCUGAUAGGAGCCGCACCUGUGGUCUAUGGCUUACCAGUCCACCUGCAGUAGGUGGCCUGAUUAGCCAAAACUCUUCUAUUUCCAAACCAGUGUCACCAUAGUAUAAAUUAUUUUGAAUAUCUUGCUAAUUUUUUAAGUGUUUAAAUGGACUUUUAAUGUGUUGAUUGAGCAACAAUUUUUGAAUAAAAG
This is a messenger RNA of Chelmon rostratus (copperband butterflyfish), 6834 nucleotides long. It is a transcript of the gene espl1, whose product is annotated as extra spindle pole bodies like 1, separase. Gene Ontology annotation, cellular component: cytoplasm; nucleus; mitotic spindle. NCBI's taxonomy places the organism in Eukaryota, Metazoa, Chordata, Actinopteri, Chaetodontiformes, Chaetodontidae. The record is from RefSeq and is a predicted model, not a curated record. The coding region runs from base 151 to 6696 and encodes 2181 amino acids. Gene Ontology annotation, biological process: proteolysis; meiotic chromosome separation. Gene Ontology annotation, molecular function: cysteine-type endopeptidase activity; protein binding. The transcript is spliced from 32 exons.